UUGCGCUGAAUUCUUGUUAGAUUCUGCUGAGUAUUUUGAUCAUGUGGGCAGUGUGCGGGAUCCUCACUGUAACCGGAGUUCUCACAAACGACAGCGACGACAUCGAGUUCCUCGCCAGGACAGACGCCAAGAGCAACACCUUCGACAUGACGCCAUGGUUCCUGGCCCCAUACCCUGGUCAGUUUGGAAUACCAAAAUUCCACACAGCUGUCUUCAUUGGGUUUCUUGCCUCCAUCACAGCGUCCAUGGUCGAGUCGGUGGGCGACUACUUCGCCUGCUCCAAGUCCACCGAUGUCCCGUCGCCGCCCAAUCACGCCGUGACACGAGGCAUAUUUAUGGAGGGAAUAUGCAGCGUCCUAUCCGGCGCCCUCGGUGCUGGCCACGCUACGACGUCGUACAGUGGAAGUGUGGCUGCUAUAAAUCUGACUAAAACAGCCAGCAGGAUUGUGAUGCUUUUUGCUGGAAUCAUCCUGAUCAUCAUUUCAAUGGUCGGGAAGUUCGCCGCCGUGUUCGCCAUGAUCCCGAACCCGGCGCUGGCCGGCUCGCUGGUGGUCAGUUUUGGAAUGCUCAUCUCGCUGGGCAUCUCCGCCCUCAAGUACGUCGAUCUGUCGUCCUCCAGGAAUCUGCUCAUCCUCGGAGUGUCCAUGAUGGUCGGGAUCAUGAUGUCAGAGUGGGUGAAAAAAUACCCAGACUUUGUCAACUCGGGCAAUAUUGAACUGGACUCGACUAUUAAAGUUAUUUUCGGAACACCAAUGUUCCUUGGAGGCAUCACGGCUUGUCUGCUUGACAAUACAGUUCGAGGAACUGAAGAAGAAAGAGGACUGGUAGCAUGGCGGCAAAGUCACAUGUCAUCAAAAAGAGAUGCUCAAACAAGUAACAAAUCUGAGAAGAUAAAAGCAAAGGACUCGAACGAUUUAACGGAAGCAGACGUGUACGAAUGGAACUGCCUACCAGCUUUAUAUUCGUGCAUGCCCUGUUUGAGUAAACUGCCGUUUAUGCCCCCACUUCCCGCAAAAGAAACAAUUUUCAAAGAAGAAGCAUCCGGUGAAAAAUCCUCAUCUGUGUGAUACAGGAAUGUGUUGGGUUAAAUAAAACAGUUUGUAAACAUCAAAACUGAUAUAUCAGCAGGUUAUUAGCCUGUUCAGACACAUUGUAGUAGUACAAGAAGCUGAAUAUGUUUGAAAAAAUGAAAUAACCACACGUGGGAACAGUAAUUUCUUUAAUAAGACUAAGAGAAGCUUGGUGUACUUGGACUGUAAUGUGAAAAAAAUUGAAGGGACUGAUUGAUUGCUUCCCUAACUUACGUUUUGGGAAGCCAUUUAAUAUAUGAUCAUACUGUGCACUGAUAUUUAAUCCUGUGCUAUAUAAUAUAAUAUAUAUAAUAUAAUAUAUUCACAUAAGGGGAGCUAAACAUUACUAUUCUUGAUUAAUCUUACGGGAGUGAUGGAGAAUCAGAAUAAAAACUCACCUUAUAUGGCAAGGUCUGUGUCCUUGACUUUUAUUUACAACCAAUCGGACGAUUAAUUUGCUGACCUUCACCGUUUACGUGUAUUUUCAAGUUUUGAAGUCAUUAUAAUUAAAACAAUGAAUUCUCAUUUACCAUUAUAUUUCUAAAACACAUGUAUAAUUAUUUAUACGGUACUAAGGGUCUAUCUCUGUUUAAGAAGUGACCUGGUGAUCAUUAUGUACUUACAAUUUACUGUAGGUUAAGUUUUUAUACAUACAUGUAAAGUGUUUCUUUGCUUUUUUUAAAUAAAAUGUCUUGAAGAAAAA
Messenger RNA from Gigantopelta aegis, 1773 nucleotides. Its product is annotated as solute carrier family 23 member 1-like. Gene Ontology annotation, cellular component: membrane. Lineage: Eukaryota; Metazoa; Mollusca; Gastropoda; Neomphalida; Peltospiridae. The record is from RefSeq and is a predicted model, not a curated record. The transcript has 5 exons. Gene Ontology annotation, biological process: transmembrane transport. The coding region runs from base 42 to 1067 and encodes 341 amino acids. Gene Ontology annotation, molecular function: transmembrane transporter activity.